Messenger RNA from Python bivittatus (Burmese python), 1708 nucleotides. RefSeq names its product methanethiol oxidase. The record is from RefSeq and is a predicted model, not a curated record. Gene Ontology annotation, molecular function: selenium binding; protein binding. Lineage: Eukaryota; Metazoa; Chordata; Lepidosauria; Squamata; Pythonidae.
AUGUCCCAACACCAGACAAGAGAUGCCGAGGAGGAAUCUCUGAAGAUGCCGAGCAAAGGAUGUGACUGCCACGGCCCUGGAUAUGCCACCCCGUUGGACGCCAUGAGAGGACCGCGAGAGGAGCUGAUCUACGUGCCUUGCAUCCUAACCGGCACAGGGACCCAGAAGCCCGACUAUCUGGCCACCGUGGAUGUUGACCCCGAAUCUCCCACCUAUUGCCAAGUUAUUCACCGGCUGCAAAUGCCGUACAUCGAUGAUGAGCUUCACCACACGGGCUGGAACGCUUGUAGCAGCUGCUUUGGGGACACCACAAAGAAACGCAACCGGCUGGUCGUUCCGUGCCUCAACUCUUCGCGGAUUUACGUCGUGGACACCGGGACUGACCCGCGAGCUCCCAGCCUGUUUAAAGUGAUUGAACCCAGAGAGGUCUUCUGUAAUACCAACCAGACUGUAUUACACACCUCGCACUGCCUGGGCAGCGGAGAAGUCAUGAUCAGUGCCUUGGGGGACAUGUAUGGCAACGGAAAAGGCGGAUUUGUUCUUGUGGACGCGGAAACGUGGGAAGUGAAGGGCACCUGGAACCGCCCCGGGGAUGAGGCUCCGCAAGGCUACGACUUCUGGUACCAACCGAGGCACAACGUCCUGGUCAGCACCGAAUGGGGAGACCCCAAAUUCUUUGUGAACGGGUUCAACCCAGAAGAUCUGAAGAAAGGGCGCUACGGCCGCCGCCUGAAUGUGUGGGACUGGACCACCCACUGCCUCGUCCAGUCCAUCGACGUGGGGGAGGAUGCUGCGCCCCUGGAGAUCCGCUUCCUGCAUAACCCAGACGCCCCGCACGCGCUGGUGGGCUGCGUGCUCGAGAGCUCCCUACACCAUCUUUUCAAGACGGAGGAUGGGACGUGGGCCGCGGAGAAGGUGGUCCAGAUUCCGAACAAGGUGGUCACCGGGUGGUAUUUCCCCGAAAUGCCAUCGUUCCUCACGGACAUCGUCAUUUCGCUGGACGACCGUUUCAUCUACCUGAGCAACUGGCUUCACGGUGACAUCCGACAGUACGACAUCACUGACCCCCACUGCCCUCGGCUGACGGGCCAGGUGUUCGUAGGAGGCAACAUCUACAAAGGCGGGGUGGUGACCGUGAUUAAGGACGAAGAGCUCGACUGCCAGCCAGAUCCCUUCAUGAUCCAGGGAAAGAGAGUCUAUGGGGGACCCCAAAUGCUGCAGCUCAGCUUGGACGGAAAAAGGCUUUACGUCACCACCAGUCUGUACACGCCGUGGGACAAGCAGUUUUACCCACAACUUGUCAGGGAGGGGUCAGUCAUGCUGCAGAUCGACGUGGACACGGAGAACGGGGGCCUCUGCGUGAACCCAGACUUCCUGGUGGAUUUUGGGAAGGAGCCGUGGGGUCCCGCUCGUGCCCACGAAAUGCGCUACCCGGGAGGAGACUCUACCUCGGACAUCUGGGUCUGAGAUGCUCCCCCAAGCCCACCCCACUGCUAAGCUAGCAUUUAGGGGGCAGGAAGCGGUGGGGGGUGCCACUCAAGACCAAAGUGUUGGUUUGUAGUUUAAUGCGCUGUACAGAUGUCACUUAAUCAGCGUGCUAAGUCGGGAAAGAAUAAGCUUGCUCGCUCUUCCUUCCGUCAGCACCCGUACACGGAGCUAAGGGACGCACUGGUUUCUUCGCCCCUCUUCCCUCCUUGCUUACCUGCAG